Molecule: messenger RNA, 6703 nt
Organism: Silurus meridionalis
Lineage: Eukaryota; Metazoa; Chordata; Actinopteri; Siluriformes; Siluridae
Gene: usp6nl
Product: USP6 N-terminal like
Exons: 16
Coding region: 683-3022 (779 amino acids)
Source: RefSeq, a predicted model, not a curated record
CUUUCCAUACUGACUUUCCCAACUCUUUACUCCAUUGGGUACGAAGCGCCGAUUUCCUGGUCCGGGGCACAAUGGCCACUGCUUCAAACUGCGCGCAAAUGAAUCGAAUAGAUGGUACCGAAGGUGACAAAAGGUCAUGAGUGCAGUGAGGAUAACAUCUGUGGAUGAACAGCCUCACCUGAAGCUCACCUGUCUACCACCAACCAGCCUCGCAGUAUGAAAGACCCUUUGUAAGACAGAGAACAGGAGCAGACUUCCUCACACCUACUGCCAAACAUGGAGGUGGAAGUUUGAUGGUUUGGGGUUGUUUUGUAGCAGAGAAGGUUGGGGACUCUUUCCAGGUGAAAGGAACACUGAACCAACAUGGCUACCAUUCCAUACUUCAAUACCAUACCAUUCCGUCACCAUACAACAAGACAAUGACCUGAACAAUACGUCCAAGCUCUGAGAUGUACCGGCUCGCAGGCUCAGAGAGAAAUAUUCAACUAGCGAUGAGCAGCUUUGGCAAUUUUUGUACAAGAGGCACAGCAAAGUGUUUGAGCUGAAUGUUUGGAAAAACGAACUGUCCGGAUUCCAAGUGUGUGCGAAGCUGUUAUUCAUGCUGAGGGAGGAUUUUCAAUGAAAAGCAGUUGCUAUUUCUGUAGUCGUUUGGUCAACGUAGCAGCAUAUAAACUAAAGGAACAUGCAGGUGUCUUUCAAAAAUGCGUCUGAAGGAGAGCAGGAUGCCGCUGUGAAGUUGGAUCAGGAACGGGCCGAAAUCGUAGCCAGAUAUGACAAGGGUGUGGAAGGUGGGUCGGUUGAGCCUUGGGAGGAGGCGAACUACGACCUCUACAAAGUGGUGGACCGAUUCGGCUUCCUGCAAGAGAAUGAACUUCCAGCCUCUAAUGCCAUAGAGGAAAAGCAAAAGCAACUGGAAUUGGAGAGGACAGAAAAAUGGUUGAAGAUGCUGAAAAGCUGGGACAAGUACAAGAAUAGCGAGAAGAUGGUGAGAAGGGUCUACAAAGGAAUCCCACUACAGCUUCGAGGACAGGUGUGGUGUCUCCUUCUUGACGUCCCCAAAAUAAAAGAGGAGAAGAAAGAUUUCUACGAGAAGCUGAAGUUGAGAGCAAAACGUUUGUCCCCUGAUAUUCGUCAAAUAGAUCUGGAUGUCAACCGCACAUACAGAGACCACAUCAUGUUUAUGCGGCGAUAUGACGUCAAGCAGCAGGACCUGUUCCACGUCCUAACGACCUACUCCAUGUACAACAGGGAGGUGGGAUAUUGUCAAGGUAUGAGCCAAAUCACUGCUCUCCUUCUGAUUUAUAUGAAUGAAGAGGAUGCAUUCUGGGCUCUGGUCAGACUGCUAUCUGGUCCGAGGCAUGCGAUGCACGGAUUCUUCGUGCCUGGUUUUCCAAAGCUGCUGCGCUUCCAAGAGCAUCAUGACGGCAUCCUGAAGAAAAUGUUGCCUAAACUUAAACAACAUCUAGACAACCAGGAGGUUUUCACCAGCCUCUAUACCAUGAAGUGGUUCUUUCAGUGCUUUCUGGAUCGUACCCCUUUUACGUUAACCCUCAGGAUAUGGGACAUCUACAUUCUAGAGGGAGAGAGAGUUCUGCCUGCGAUGUCCUACACCAUCCUCAAGCUCCACAAAAAGACUCUGAUGAAGUUCUCCAUGGAGGACCUUGUGGAGUUCCUCCAAGUUGCUCUCUCGAAGGAUUUCUGCUUCGAAGACGACUAUGUAAUCGAGCAGCUCCAGAGUUCCAUGUCCGAACUCAAACGCAUCAAGCUUGAGCUUCCUCCUCCAGGUAAAGACGAGGAGUUUCCUACAAAGCCGCUGGGCCAGCUUCCACCAGAGCCAGAGGGAUUGGUGCCAGGGAAAGCCAAUCAUAUCGCUAAUGGGCGGAUGGAGGCUCUGCCCUCUCCGAGCACAGCCACAGAAACAAAUGUUUCGGCAAACAGAGAGAGAAAAGACUCGGUGCAUGGAACACCCAAAAAGGCAGAAAAAAGGGAGGGGACCAAAGAAGCCAUGGUUGCUGACAGCGCAAAAUCGCGCAUGCCGUCGAAUCAGAACUUGAAUGUAGGACCCAGUAGACAGAGAGACUUGGGGCCACGGUGGGUAAAACCGUCCGAGGGCAGGCUGGCGGCCAUGAUGGAGGGUCAGUCCAUCCUCAAUGACACCCUACCCUCUUCUCCUGCCAUGUCAGUGUCCAGUGAGCAGCCGCGGCAUCUCCGCCCUCGAUCCCGUGGUUUCGUGCCCGGCUCCAACCGUGGCUCAAACGCCUCGCAGUACGACAAUGUCCCAGUGUCGGAUGGAGACGUUGCAGACAUUCCGGAUUUUACACAGGUUUCGGAACCUUCUCAUCAGUACAUGCCACCAUCUGUUAGACACGGAAGCCCUACAAGGCCCACUACUAGUGGCAUCACUGGUCCAACUUUUCGAAUUCCUAAAAAUCCACCCCUAAACUUGAUGCCCGACCCUCGCCAACCUUUACACUACACACCAGGUGGCGUGGUGCCCAUGUAUUCCCCCUAUCCACCGAAAAUGGUGCCGGAAAACCGGCCGUAUGGAAUGGUGUACGACGAAAGGGCAUACGGUACUACAGUACGCACCACACCUCCAAAUCGCUCACCGGAAAAAAUGCCGAAUAACAGCUACACCACAUACCGGCGCCAGCCGAUUAAUCCCGAUCUUGUAGGUCAGAUGGACAGCUUUGGGGAAAGCGCGCAUUUCCCGAGGCAGCCUACUCGUCACGUAGAUCAGCGACAUGAGAGGCAGUGGCAAGGCCAAGGUUGGCACGGGGAAAUGAUCAUGGACGCGCCGUCCCUGCGCACUCCCGGUGGGUUACCCCGCUCAUCCAGCUUCCAGAAUGCCCAGCUCUCACCUUUACACCAUGGUCAGGAGUAUAACUUGCCACCAGUUCCCCUCUCAGAGAACAUGAUGCACUACAGGGCCAUGGCUGGCAGGAAACAGAUGCCUACUGUGUUCGGUGGAGUUCAUUACCGACAAGAGGCCUUCGCCAUGCAGGAGUCCAUGCUGCUCUGAGAAAAUAGAGAGAGUGAGAGAAUGAAUGAGAAAGUAGACUGAAAGAGUUUGAGAGAAUGUGAGCUAGUGGGAGAAGUUAAACUGGAGAGAGAGAAUGUGUGGUUAGAAUGAGUAAGCGAGAAUAAGAUAUGGAUUUAAAGACAGGAAGAGAUUUGGACUGGAAAAGUGACAUUGUUUAAGAGAAUGAAUGAUGGAAAGUAUAAUGUCUGGUCAUAGAGAAUGUCGUGUGUGUGUGUGUGUGUGUGUGUCUGUGUGUGUUGGGUUUGUUUAUUGUGUGUUUACAUGUCUUUCUGUCCUCAGCAAUUUUACUGAACCCACAUUGAUGGUCCAUUCAGCUUCAGGCGUUUAUACUGAUCAGCCAUCAAGAACUGACAAAAGAUAUAUAUAUUUUUUCCUUAAUUGUUCUUUGCUUUAAUCCUUAACAGCAACACUUUUUCGUUUUUACAUUUAAAAAUUGUACAGAAAGUUUGUUCCUUACAUAUUUAACCGUGCUUGUAGCAUGAUUUGAAACGAAAAAACAGAAAUCCCAAAUUUUAUUUUUAACAAUUUACUUUUCCAAAAACAUCAGAUCUCUAUAUGUAUACACUGUAUACAUAUUUUUGAGCUUGGGAUAUUAUGUAGGGCUGUGAAUAUAAAAAAAGAAUAAUCUACAAUUAGAUGAAAAAAAAGAAAGAAAAAAAAAGAAUUAAUUUUUGCACAGAUGUCAAUUUUUUCCCUGCGUAUGAAGAGAGCUCUUUCUUUCAAUUGUGUGUGUGUGUAUAUAUAUAUAUAUAUAUAUAUAUAUAUAUAUAUAUAUAUAUAUAUAUAUAUAUAUAUAUAUAUGCGAUUUGAGAGAGGUGUAUGUUACGACAGAGGCGAACUCUGAAUGCGUUCCACCUCAUCGUGUACUGUACAAUGAGCAUCCGCACAAACUGAAAUCAUCCAGGUGUUACCGUAAGCGAGAUGACAUUAGGAUUUGACGAGCGGAAAUGUCCAUCCAAAUCUCACAGCACAACACAGACUCAGGUUAGGGAUGCGUUUUGUCACAAAAACCGCUUUAUAAGAGAAAGAAAAGCACGAAACGCGUUUAUUAUCAUUGCAACAAACAGCUACAUCUUUUGUCAUUUUUACAUUAGUUUCACUUCCACAAUAUACACUAUAUGAACAAACGUUUGCGGACACCAUAGGAUUUGUACGCUCUUGAUUCAUGUCUUAUUUCACACUUAGUCCUCUAAUAGCUGUUAUAAUAAGCCUCCAAACUUCUGCACAUUUUUCCACUGGAGUUUGGAGUGCGUUUGUAGAGAUUUGUGCUCAUUUAACCACAAGGGUGUUGGUAAAGCCUGGUACUGAUGUAGGUCAGGUGAGGAGGCUGGGGGUGCAUUCAGUGUUCCAUUUCAUCCUAAAGGCUCUAUAGCAGGAGAUCCUCCACUCGAACCCAUGUCUCAUAGUGCCGGCUUUGUGCACAGGGGCAUCACAAUGACGGAACAGGUUUGGGUCUCCUAGUUCAAGGAAAGGAAAAAAGUUCAUGCUACCACAUUUAAAGACCAUCCUAUAUAAUUGUGUGCCUCCAGCUUUGUCGUAACAGUUUGGGGAAGAACCACAAGUGACCAAAAAUGACGUGUCCCAAUUACUUUGUCCAUAUAAUGUAUAUAUAAGCUGCCAGUCUAUUAGUUAAUUGUAUUUAGAGGUGUGUCUGGUCCCAGGUUCACUCGCUCCCACAGUUAUCGGUCGCACCUAAACGAUAUGUUUCCUGCUGAAUUUAGGACAUUAAAACCACCAGAAUUCAGGCGUUUACAUAAUGCGAACGAGAUGAAUGCUGUAAAUACACCAAUCACUAUGGCAUGUGGCGCUGCACGUUUUUUCUACCUGACAGCAUGCAAGAAAGAAAAAACCUUUAGGAUUCUUUAUUUCUACUCCCAGGCCAUUAUUCUUUAUUUGAAAGGAGUUGAGAGAGAAUCAUGUGAACUUUCAUAAAGCUACAAAACGCAGCUCUGUAAAUCAGUUAUUAUCUUGGAACAUAUUUUUAAAGGGAAAUGCUUUGUUUACAUGGACCCCGUAAGGGAACACACCAAGGACUGCGUCGCUGUACCUAAUAAACUGGCAGCUCGAGGUGUAUUUUAAAACAAAGAGUAUCAUUUUAUUUAAUUGUUUUAUUUUGUUUAUCUGGCCUACAGUGCUGAAGCCAGAUAAAUCCAAAUCAGUAACAAAAAUCGAACAGUAUAGCAAUUGUGUUGGCAAUUGAUACUUAUGGAAGCUCGUUUAGACCAAAAAAAAAAGUUUGCCUGAUUGUGACUUUAUCUCAAAAUUCUGUUUUUUUUUGUUUGUUUGUUUUUUUCUCGCAAUUCCGACUGUAUUUCUGCCAAUUCUAAGUACUUUUUCUUGAGCUCUCUUAAGGGACUGGAGGCAAGUUUAAUACCAUGCUAUUCUUCCAGUAGCAGCAACAUCUCAUGGUUUCUGGAACCACAUCGAAAAAUAGUCCUCUAUGAUUUGAUCUAUUGUUUUAAAGAUCGGUCUUUUGAUUGUAGCUUUAUUUAAUUUUUUAUGUGUAAAGCUUUCUGGCAAUACAGAGGGAUGGCGUUGGGCGGCUGGCAACAAAAAAAAACUUUUUGAGAAAUAACAUUGGAAAUGCAAGAAGUUAAGUCAAACUUUUCUUUAUGUGGUGGAAACAGACUUCAAUAGAUACUAAUGAUGAACAUUUGAAUUUUUUAUUUUAUUUUUUUUGGGGGGAUAAAUUGAUCUCAGGAGGUUUUACUCGUGGAAUUGUCAGGAGAAAUGAAACACAACAAAGGCAUUGUUGAAAAAAAAAUCCCUAAUAUUAGUUCAAGUGAACUAUCAAGUUACAUUAGUGCAAGUAGUGCAAUUUAUUAUUGUUUCUUUUGAAUCAGUACAUUCCUCUGCAUUAGCCUGGAAGCUAAUGGCCUGCAGUCUGGAACUGCUAACAUAGAUUCUGGCUUUUAUACUAAGAGAGAUUAUAAAUAUACUGGAUGUAUGUAAAGAGUGUGUAGUAACAUGUACACACUCCUCAACUGGCCCCUUCUGCUCCCUUCUCGGUAGUCGCUGCGUUUCCCUGCACAAGAUAUUCCUCUCUUUUUUUUUCCUAACAAACAUCGAGUGCUGCGGCGAUUCACCCGGUCGUGUUUAGAAGCGAAGAAGUGUACAGUCUGAAUAGAACAGAGCCCAUGCUGUAUUAUAUGUCUAGCCGUCUCACUGGAUAGUAACUUAUUAUGAAGAGUCUCAUACCUGUUGUACACACUCAGUAUUUCAGCACCUCACCAAACAGACUACUAUAACACUUUUUUUUUUUUUUUAAUGGCAAUGUACUGUACAUCACAUUUCCAUUUUUAUAACAUCAACAUAUUUUUACACAAACUUCGACACUAAAACUGCAUAAUAUUCAUGCUGUUAUACAGACCUACGGUUUAUGUGAAAUCUACUAAGCACAACUCUCAGGCUGACUCGUAUAUCCCAACCAACCCACGUAUCAUUAGUGCUACUUCAGGCCUGAGUGUGUGUGCGUGUGUGUAUGUGUGUGUGUACGUGUUGUUAAAAGAACAGCGAAUUUUGAUACAGUUUUGAUUAUUCAAAUCAAAAGGUUGUUGUUUUUUCCUUACUUUCCCUUUGGUUUAAACUACUAAAUGCAACUUGAUGAUCAAAAAUAUUUUUUGUCUAAUAAAAGAAUCCCUUCAGGGGUUUGUCAUUUAA